Saccostrea echinata is the source of this 3870-nucleotide messenger RNA. RefSeq names its product EF-hand calcium-binding domain-containing protein 4B-like. Lineage: Eukaryota; Metazoa; Mollusca; Bivalvia; Ostreida; Ostreidae. The record is from RefSeq and is a predicted model, not a curated record. The transcript has 22 exons. Bases 185 to 2419 code for a protein of 744 amino acids. Gene Ontology annotation, molecular function: GTPase activity; GTP binding; calcium ion binding.
CAAGAGGGGACACAAAGAACAGCUGCGGCAGCACUUGCGUCCAUUCUAACGGGGAGGACCUACAAGUUCAUGCGUCAGGGAUUCUGAUUCAGGCUGAAAUACUAGAAUGAAACCCGUCAACAAAUGGCAGACUUUUUAGAAAUCCCUUCAGAUGUAGCAUCAUAGAUUCAGAAAUCUGGAAAUCAUGCAUCAGAUUGUAGGAGGUGAUCCCAAUGCUCGGGAAGAUGUUGAGCUCUUGGCCAAACAGAAAGCUGAUGAGCUGUUUGCUGUUUGUGACAUUGAAGAGAAGGGCUUCAUCACCAAGCGUGACAUGCAGAGGCUGCAGAUGGAGUUGAACCUUGACCCUGAACAACUAGAGGCUGUGUUUGAUUCGCUGGAUGAUGAUAAGAAUGGAUAUUUAACUCUAGAGGAGUUCACAUCGGGCUUCGGAAGUUAUCUGGGAAAUGCUCCCGUAAAUGACAAUGACAGCCUGAAUCUGAGUGAUAAUUACGAAGAAGAAAUGGGCGACAAGGCUGAAGAGGAGGAAAAACAAUUCAGUAACAUGAUGGAGAGCAUAGGAGCGGAUAAAGUCAUUGAUGAUCAGGCCACAGUGAAAACUCUAUGGAUGAAGAUUCGACAUGAGGAACCUGAGCUGAUGUCAAACUUUGAGGACUUCCUGUACAAAGUGUCCAACGAUAUCCAGAGAGCCAGAGGAGACUUUGAGUCACUGGAGAAUGCUCUCAAAAGUAAGAACACGGCUCACGAUCAGGAAAUUCAGAAACUGUAUGAAGAAAUGGAAUAUCAAAUCAAACAGGAGAAACAGAAGAUUCUUACAGAGGAGCAGUUAAAAGAGAGACAGCUGAGAGAAGCAAUGGAGGAAGAAUUAAAAGAAAAAGACAGGCAGCUACAGGAUCUCCUUGCUAAACACCAAGAGAUGGAAAAAAGGAUGAGUGAAUUAAACCAAACAGAAGCUGAAACAAAACUGGAAAAUGACAAAUUAAUGAAGGAGAAAGAAACUUUAGAAGAAAUGCUAGAGAGAUCUCAGGAAAGUCUUGAAGAAUCAAAAUCAUAUAUUGGUCAGCUACGAUCUCAACAAAAAGACGAAAAACGAGAAAGAGCCAGGGCAGCAUUGCGUUUAACAGAAAACAUUGCUUUGGAAAGAGAAAGUUUGGUUAAACAGCUUGAUUUGCUGAGAGAUGUAAACAAGAAGCUUCGCGAUGACAAGGAUGAGGCAGAAACAAGGCGGUGUGCUGUCAGUGACACAGAGAUGUCAGAUGAUUUACACCAGAUUUUGGAGUCAGAAGCAAAUGCGAAGAGGCAAUGCUUCAGAAACCAAGACCCGGCCAAACGAGGAUCAAUCCUUGGCAACUACUUCCCUCCAAGCAGAGGUAGAAUGGACUCCACCCAAGAAUCAAUCUCGGAGUUUUCGAACGACGAGGAUCUAGAGAAAUCUCAGCCACAUCAUCAUUCACUUCAUGACAUCACAGACAUCACCGAUGACAUUGAAUGUGAUGAUGAUGUCAUGACAACUCAGCUCACACAGUCACUUGAUCAUGUAGAUAGUCAUUAUGGGAUAGGAGUGCAGGGUUCAGAGGUCUUUGAUAGCAGGGAUCAAACCACAAGUAGUGAUGGGGAAAUAAAUGUUAGAAGUACCAGACAGAGGCACAAGCAGCACAAAAGACAGAGGAAGAAAGGACACAAAGCUGUGGUCGAUGAAAAUAGGGAUGAUACUGACAUUAAUAAUUAUGAGGACACUUUUGAAACAUCUUUUAGAAAUGGAAUUGUCCCUGAAACCCCGAGAGGACAGCCGGUUGGAGAAGACAAGACUGACGAGGAAGUGACCCCUCCCCCCAGACAGAGGUUGUUUAAGGUGGUGUUUGUGGGAGACUCGGGUGUUGGCAAGAGCAGCUUCAUCCACAGAUUUUGUAAUGACCAGUUCAACCCCACAUUCAGUGCAACUAUAGGUGUGGAUUUCCAGGUAAAGAGUCUGGUGAUGGAAGGUCAGGUGAUUGUUCUACAGCUAUGGGACACUGCUGGCCAGGAACGGUUUCGCAGUAUCACCAAGCAGUAUUUCAGAAAAGCAGAUGGUGUGAUACUAAUGUAUGAUGUCACCACUGAAGCCACAUUCACCAAUGUCAGAAACUGGAUGACCAGCAUAAAAGAGGGGGUGGAGGAAGGAACAGCCUUGGUUGUCGUGGGUAACAAGACAGAUCUGAUUGAGGAACAUGACAGAAGAGCCAUCAAAACGAAAGAUGGGAACAAACUUGCUGCUGAAUUUGAUGCCACAUUCUUUGAGGUCAGUGCCAAGUCUGGAACAAACAUCAAGGAAUGCAUGGAAGCUUUGGCAAGAAUUUUAAAAGAAAAAGAAGAUGAUGAAAUAGAGAAAGCUGUACAUUUGGAAGAUUCUGACAAAAAGCAAAAAGGAGGAUGCUGCAGUUGACAGAUAUGGGACAAAUUAUCAUAAACAUGAAUACUCAUUGUUAACAUUAAACAAAGCAACUCUCUCCUGAAACCCCCCACCCCACCCCCCUCUGAUAUUUCAGUUGAAUAUUUCAUUACACAAGUCCUCAGUAAAUCGACAAGAAAUAUUAUACUUCCACAAUCAGAACAGUGCCACUGCAUGUUCUUCAUUUUGAUGCUUCCAGGAUCUCUUAUGUGUAUUGAUUUAGACAUUAUCCAAAGUUGUGACUUGGAAAGUCCCUCCUUUGAUCUCUGUGUUCUAAGAACAAAAAUUUUGUUGUUGUUGUUCUUUUUUUUUUUUGAAAAGAAAAAAUACGCUGACUGCAUUUACUCAUGUCUGUUCCAUAAUGACUGAUCUCCAUGGUUACAGAAAUCCAUUAAUAUUAUUUUAGUGCAAUAUUUUAGAUUUUAUUUUCAUAUUUUAUGAUAUACACAAUUCCAAACUUGUUUCAUAAUUUAUGUAUGGGAGAAUCAUAAACUCUCAGUUGUUAUUUUGAAGCAAAUAUUUAUCAAUUCUCUGUGGGGAAUACUUUUAUCAACACUUACAUUAUUUUAUUUCUGUACAUAUUUGUGUUGUCUGACAUACAUGUAUAUAAUUUUUUUUUAAUUCAGUGAUGUCAUUACAUGUCAUUCAGAUUGGUUGAUGGUUUGAAGGAAUAACAAGUGAGGUUUGAUCUGUGGUCACCACAGGAAAGUUUAUAAUGGGAAGUUUUAUUUAUCCCAGAAAGAGUUAUCUUAUUGAAAAUAAGGCAUUUAUAGAGAUAUUUAUACAUUUUCAAGAAGAAUCUUGCUUAGAUUCAACAUGUAUCGAUCCUUUGUGAUCCUUGUCAAGGAUGUUGAUUAAUUUUCAUGACAUAUACAUGUAGAUCAAAACAAGCAAAACAAUUUUAAAUUUUUUUUUUUUACACUGUACCAAGACUGUAUCAUGAUUCCAUGAACUGUUGCUUUGUAGAAUUCCUGAACCAAUGUAAUGAUUGUUGAUGUCUGCUAGCUACUCUUCCAUUUGUUGAUUAGGCAAUAUAUCACUUUACAUACAUAGUAUGUUUCAGUGAUGCUUGUGGGAAAUGUUGCUUUUUACUAUGUGUACAUAUAAAUUUGUACAUAGUGUUUUAAUAAAUUUUUAUAUUUAUGAAUGUUACAUGUAUUAGAAUGGGUAUUUUGUUGAAAGUUUAUAAUUAAUCUUAAAUAAUAUGCACAAAAUAUAUAAAGAUUCAGAUUUUUUAAUUUUUGUUGAAACACAUUUUAUUUUAUGGAAAAAACUAGAUAGAAAAUAUAUUACUGGUAAGCUAUAAUGUAGUCAUGAAAAUCGAUGACUUUUUUAACAUAGGGUUUUAAAGUUUGUUCCAUGUUGGAAGCAGUUUUUUUUUAUCAUACAUGUUAACAUGGUUAAACAUGCACAACAUUCCAGAUAAUAAAUAUUGUUAUAAAGAA